AGUUUUCUUUUUUCCGCUAUCUUGCGUCCCGCUUCAGUCUUCCUUCUGAUCGUUAUAAUAAGUAAUCCUAGCCCUUUAUACUUACUUGGGGCGAUUCGUAUGCCCAUGUCGAUAUCCGUAUCUUCGUGUAUUUCACUCUAAAAACAUCAUUCUGCAUUGCGUUAUCUCGUAGUCGCAUUUUUUCAGAAAACGAUUGACGCCCCCAGUCACUCAGAGCUUCAUAUUGAUAUCAGCUGCGCAGCAUACAUUGUCAUUGGCUUCAUCCGUAUUUCUUGGUUCGAAAAUAUCACAAUGACAACUACAACCCGUAGUCGAGUGUAUCCUGCAGCGGGGUUAUGGGGCAGACACCAGCUUGUACUUACAGCUCCAACUGCAGUCAUCUUUUCAGUUUUGUUUUCCGGAUCUAUCCUCAACGUGCAUGUCGCCGUGGCUCGCGCGGAUUGCAAUAGGCUCCGCAGAGAGUACCGAGAAGAGGAGAAGAAGAAGUACGCUUACGUACUGGAAGCUUUCACAGACGACAAGAAAACUGGACGCUUCCUGCAGGAGCACGAAAGCAGCACCUGGGAGAAAGUGCACAAAGCUACCGAUGACGCCCUUGCGGUUUUACUUAAGGAGAAACGUCGAGGGGAACACGAAGGAAAGCUCAACUCGCACAACCGGGCAGCAGCUGCGGACGGUGAAGAGCUUCGCAGCUUCGCGAUGGAUGAAGCCGAGGGCUUGCUGCAAGAAGUUUGGCAUGUUGUAGCGGCAUCUAACCACGCUGAUGGACAGCAAGUGCACCAGACCUCGCCUUCAAGCGCAACAGCGGCAACACGCCUUCAAGAGCGUGUUUCUCGGCUUCAAAAACAUUUGGCAGAAUCUUCGGAAACCGCUAAGAAAUCAAAUAAAGAUAUUUGAAACGCACCGAAACUGAAGAAGCCCUUGGAGUCUCUGUCUGCGCUGAGAACUUCGAUAGAGACGCGACACGUCUACGAGGCGGUGUGUAUGUGCUCCAGUAAGGAGUGCUAAAGCAAAACGAUCUGCAAGUGCCCGCACAACGCGGCGCACGGUGGGAAAAACGAUAACCACCAGAAUGUAAUAAAGGUGCAGAAGAAAUGGAUGGAAAUGGUUCACGAGCUGCAAAUGCCUUUGCGUUUUUUGGUGGAGAAUUACGUUGCUGCACCAGAGAGCUUGAAGCGGGCACGGAGCUUGCUCGCGCCUUUCACUAAGGCAGUGCAACAGCAAAGUGGAAAUGAGCAGAGCAGUAUUUCACUGCAGGAAGAUGGAGAUGAUGCUGAUAGCGAUCAGGACCUGCAGCCUCUCCUAGAGGAAGUGUUUGAGCCUGCAGAAAAACUUCCGCCAAGAUCGCUAGUUUUGAUUUACCGAGCAAGGAAUCUGGAAAAGUCCGGCAGCCAGGACUGGCAAAAACAGUUCGAAAGAAGAAUUACCAACGAAAUGUUGCAGCCAGAAAGAAGCUCCCGCUGCGAUCCGAUCCGAACCCCAAAAACCGAAAGAAAGCGUUGGGAGAAGUCGACAAACUGGAAAAUAACUUUGAGAGGGAGCUUGAUCAGGUUUGGCGGCAGCUGA
This is a messenger RNA of Amoebophrya sp. A25, 1566 nucleotides long. Lineage: Eukaryota; Dinophyceae; Syndiniales; Amoebophryaceae. The record is from the annotation of a GenBank genome assembly.